Molecule: messenger RNA, 1263 nt
Organism: Ostrinia furnacalis (Asian corn borer)
Lineage: Eukaryota; Metazoa; Arthropoda; Insecta; Lepidoptera; Crambidae
Exons: 5
Coding region: 4-1263 (419 amino acids)
Biological process (GO): protein targeting to vacuole; detection of chemical stimulus involved in sensory perception of taste; protein retention in Golgi apparatus
Cellular component (GO): membrane
Molecular function (GO): taste receptor activity
Source: RefSeq, a predicted model, not a curated record
GCCAUGCCACAUCGGCUUACGCUCGACAUCAAAUACAUGGGCCUACCGUGGGCGGGAAGCUUUACGUUAGCGCCAGACGUGACGGAGAAAACCAUAAACAUGUCGUGCGACGGGUCGGACGGGCCGGGCCGGCCGCUGCAGGUGAGCGUGCGCGCCGAGCGCCGCGCCAGCUGGCGGCUGUUCCUGCACGCGCAGCACUGGCUCAUCAACAAGACGCAGCUGCCGCUGCAGCUCAAGGGCCAGCACUCGGACAUCUGGUACGAGCUGACCGACGAGCCGGUCCUCUGGCGCGCCAGCGGGCGUUCCAACCGCGCGUCCGCCUGCCGCGUGCGUCUGCGCGCGCACCACAGCGCCACCUCGCGUCGCACUCCGCUCGCCGCCGCCGCGCCCGGCCUCGUCGUCUGCUCGCACUCGGAGCGGCGCACCGACUACCGCCUGCUGCUGUGCGUGAGUACACAGCCGGCACUGUGCGUGCGUCUGCGGGCGCACCACAGCGCCACCUCGCGUCGCACUCCGCUCGCCGCUGCCGCGCCCGGCCUCGUCGUCUGCUCGCACUCGGAGCGGCGCACCGACUACCGCCUGCUGCUGUGCGUGAGUACACAGCCGGCACUGUGCGUGCGUCUGUGGGCGCACCACAGCGCCACCUCGCGUCGCACUCCGCUCGCCGCCGCCGCGCCCGGCCUCGUCGUCUGCUCGCACUCCGAGCGGCGCACCGACUACCGCCUGCUGCUGUGCGUGAGUACACAGCCGGCACUGUGCGUGCCUGCGCCCGGCCUCGUCGUCUGCUCGCACUCCGAGCGGCGCACCGACUACCGCCUGCUGCUGUGCGUGACGCUGUCAGAACUGUGUCCACAGUUAACCAAGAUCGUGACUCUUCUCCCGUACUUUGUCGUCUACAACGACACGCGGCGCCACCUCCGCUUCAUGGAGGAAAACGAAGCAGCCGACCUGUGGCUUGACCUGGCGCCGCAGCAGUGCGCGCCAUUCUGGCCUCAAACGGACUCCAUGAUGAUGCACUGCAAGUUCCGAGACUCCUGCGUCAUCUCACAGCACUUCCCGAUCACGAAGAAUCAUUUUACAGUGCUCAGGAUGGAUAAAGGGGAAAGCAUCAAGCAUUUGAACUGGGUGGAGUUACAGUUCCAGUACACUCAGCUCAGUAAACUUGUGAGGAUUGUAGACCAGAGCGUAACUCCAGUGAUUUGCGUCAACUUUGCAACUAGCAUGCUGAUUAUUUGCCAACAACUGUACUCCAUUAUGGGGUAA